CCCUUAAAAGCCAGGCUGAUUGUGGGAGAAAAAAACAAGUGCAUGGUAGAACGUGAAACAAACCUCCUAUUGCUCUCAUCUUGAUUCUUUUUGGAAAAAUGAGUAAACAGGUGUCUCUUACGGCCUGUAUCGCCAAAAUGUAUGAAGGUGGCACUUUGGACCGUACUGGUGGAACCAAGACAGAUUCACCCAUGAUAAAGCCCAGCACCAGCCUCAGUGCCAUGGACAAUAAGCUGAAUCUUCUGGAUGCAAAAGUGGAGAAGAUCUUGAAAAGUCAGGGGGAAGUCUUGAAGAAGCUUGAAGUGGUCUACCAGGGCAUCGGGAACCUGGAAAAUGGCAUUGCAAAACUGAAGCCAGCAAAGGAACCUCCAAGCACUGGAGAAGAUAAUUUGAAAAAGGGAGAGCCGAGUUUAUACAAUGAGAUCAAGGCUCUGUGCACUGAAAGUGUGAACCUGCUGAAGUCCCUGCAACAGGAAACAAACAAACAAAGAGAAAAAAUUGAUGUGAUUGAACGCUCUGUCUCCACCGCAGACAAAGUCAGUACAUUUAUUGCCGAGACCUUCAAAAGUUCUAAAAUAGUGGCGUAUAUCCUCAAGGGCACAGUUCCGUGGAGGAAAGGCAGUCUUUUAGAAAACACAGAAGAGAAAAAGGAAACAGGUGCAAAGCCCAAAGCUGAGUUCUGCAGUCGAGCGAUUCAGGCGGAGAUCGGGAGAUCUCCUGAAGAUGAUACAGGUGUGAAGAAACAGCCAACUAAAACAGAUGAAUUGGUCAACUCGGCUCUUCAAUCUCAAUCUGACAAUCAAGUAGAUGAAAGUCCCCUGGCCCCCGUCACAUCCACAGAAGUGCUCACUGAGACCAAGAGCUCAGAACUCGUUAUUGCAAGCGCCAAACAUAUAGUAGAGAAUAAACUGUCUCGGAAACCCAGGGAGGUCACCAUCAAAAGCAGAGAACCCACUCGAACGCAGACCUUUAUUAAAGAAACGCAUGAUGUUGGAGUGAACACAGAUGACCAUGAUGCACCUGACUGUCAGAAAGAGGAGAUUACUAUUGCUGUUAUAACAGGGGAGACCCAGACUCCAGCCCCCGCGGCCAAACCAGAGCUGAAUGAAGCUACUGCAACAUCUCCUGUUCGGCAUCCUGAUAAUACACAUACCAUUCCCAGUGAAUUACAAAGGAAGCCAUCUUUGGCUGAACAAGGAGCUCCUUCAACUACACAGCAGCAAGAAGAAGCAGCUCAGAAAAGCUCUGAAAAUGACAUCAAAGGAGCCAAAAAACCACAGGCAGAGAAAAAAGAGGUUUGCAAAUCCUCCAAAAGCACUGUACCAUUGAUAAAAAACAAAGAUACCCGCUCUGAAAAAGACCCUGAAGUUCCCGUAACCCCACUAAAGGGCACACCCCCAACCAAAACCCAGAAUGAGCAGAAAAUCCAGAGUGUCAAGAAAAAUAAGGCUGAAAAACUCACCAAAAUUGAGUCACCAAAUAACUGCGCUGAUCCUGUACAACAAACUGAGCCUGAGAAGAAGACUUCAGCAACAGAGACCAAUGUAGAACUGGAGACUAAAGCUGAGGGGACCUCAGACACUAAAGCUGUGCUGAAUGCUAAACCUCAAAAAACAUUGAGAGUUAUCAUUGAUGACAGCCCGUCUCAGCCAGCACCCUUUGAACAUCGUAUUGUAAGUGCCAAGCACAUGGCAGUUACCUCGUACUACUCUCUCAUUCAGAACGAGCUCUUAGGGGGGGGACGAUUCGGCCAGGUUCACAAGUGUGCAGAGCUGUCAUCUGGCCUCAUGCUGGCUGCCAAGAUAAUACAAGUUAAAGGCUCGAAGGAAAGGGAUGAAGUCAAGAAUGAAAUUUGUGUCAUGAACCAGUUAAAUCAUGCCAAUUUGAUCCAGCUGUAUGAUGCCUUUGAGUCCAAGAACAAUCUGACUUUGAUUAUGGAAUAUAUUGGCGGAGGAGAAUUAUUUGACAGAAUCAUCGAUAAUUAUCAGCUGACUGAACUGGAUGCCAUCGUGUUUACCAAACAGAUCUGUGAGGGAGUUCAGUACCUACAUCAGCAGUACAUUCUGCAUUUAGACCUGAAGCCAGAAAACAUUUUAUGUGUAAACCGCACAGGAAACCAAAUAAAAAUCAUAGACUUCGGACUGGCAAGAAGGUACAGACCCCGCGAGAAGCUGAAAGUUAACUUCGGCACCCCUGAGUUCCUAGCCCCAGAAGUGGUGAACUACGACUUUGUUUCAUUCCCUACUGAUAUGUGGAGUGUUGGAGUUAUCACGUAUAUGCUGCUGAGUGGGAUGUCUCCUUUCCUUGGAGAUAACGACACGGACACCAUGAAUAAUAUCCUCCAGGGCAGCUGCGAGUUUGACUCCGACUCAUUUGAAAAUGUUUCUGCGGAGGCCAAAGACUUCAUCUCUAGGUUGCUAGUGUCAGAAAAAUGCAGCCGAAUGAGUGCCACUGGGUGCUUGAAGCACGACUGGCUGAAUAACUUAGCAGAGAAAGCCAAAAGGUGCCAAGUUCUUCUCAAGUCUCAGCUUCGUUUACAGAGUUACUUGGCUCAUCGACAGUGGAAGAAACAUUUCUAUGUAGUCGCUGCUGCCAAUAGACUGAAGAGAUUCCACCAGCGCGGGUCUGUGAAUCCUGCAUAGGGCUUGGCAUGGACUUUACUACUCCACUCUCAUUUGCUGUGAUUGCAUUGCAUUUCCGCCUCUAGUAGAAAGAACGGUGAAUUGUUGAACUACUUUGUUUACAUUACCUGUAGUAUUUAAGCAUUUAAUUUGAAUGUUUUAUUUUUUGAUGUUGUAUGAAUAAUUUUGCGAUGAUUUACAUACAGUUCCAAUGAAUAUUAUUACUCAACUUUGCAUAGUUCUGUUGCUGCUUAUCGUCCCUACAUUGUAGAAGCCACAAAGAAUAUUUUAAAAUCAUAUGCAAAGCUGCUGUCUGUAAAUAGUCAGAGAACCAUUACUUUUUUGUAAGAAUCUAUACAAAACGAAUAUAGCAAGGUUUUAUUUUCAUCAGUCAGUCAUUUCCAGCUAUGAUUGUAUCAUGACAUAAUAGUAAC
This is a messenger RNA of Polyodon spathula (Mississippi paddlefish), 3055 nucleotides long. RefSeq names its product myosin light chain kinase 3-like. Gene Ontology annotation, molecular function: protein serine/threonine kinase activity; ATP binding. Bases 99 to 2642 code for a protein of 847 amino acids. The record is from RefSeq and is a predicted model, not a curated record. The transcript has 13 exons. NCBI's taxonomy places the organism in Eukaryota, Metazoa, Chordata, Actinopteri, Acipenseriformes, Polyodontidae. Gene Ontology annotation, cellular component: cytoplasm; nucleus. Gene Ontology annotation, biological process: protein phosphorylation; intracellular signal transduction; positive regulation of apoptotic process.